AUGGAAUCGUUUAAGCCACCGCCGGCGCUGCUUCUAGAUGGAAAUCUGUGUGAACACUUUCGGCGGUUCAAACAGAGCUUUGAUAUUUUUAUGCUGGCGACUGGAUAUGAGUCCAAACCAUCGGCAGUCAAGGCGGCGAUGUGGUUAAACCUCAUAGGAGACGAGGCUGUUGAGUUGUUCAACACAUUCGAUCUUCCAGCGGAAGACCGUAGGGAUUUUGAAAAGGUGUUGCGAGCAUUUGAACAUUAUUGUAACCCUGUAAAAAAUAUCGUAGUUGAGCGGUACAAGUUUAAUUGCCGAUCUCAGGAAGAGGGAGAGCCGUUUGACUCGUUUGUGAGAGAUUUAAAAAAGCUGGUUCAAAGUUGUGACUUCAAGGACCAGACAGACAGUGUUGUGCGGGACAGAAUAGUUUUGGGCAUUCGGGACAAAGGGCUGCAGGAACGUUUGUUGCGUGAACCGGAUCUCAGCUUGUCACGGGCAAUGGAACAGUGUAGGGUGGCUGAGCUAGGCAAGCAACGUGCCGACGCUAUACAAACCAAAGCUGUCAAUCCUGUUAAUCGGCGUGAGGAUUCGUCGGAUGAUGAAAUUCACCCGAGAGGAGGCACAGUUGAAACUGUGUGGCGAAAUAGAAGAAAGCAGAAAUCAACUGAACAGCAGCAGGUACCAUACAAAGGGGGGGCUGAACAGAAGCAUGUGCAACAAGGAAGUCCUAAGUGCCGAAGGUGCGGGAGGGUACAUAGGAAGAAUGAGUGCCCUGCCUUUGGAAAAAAAUGUUACAAGUGCAUGAAGUUCAAUCAUUUUGCAACCGUGUGCACCAACCAAGUUGAAGAGGUUAGGUUAACGGGAGGUGAGAUGGAAGAGUUCUUUGUCAGCACAUUAGAAGUGGCAGAAGCAACGACCGGAGUGGAGGAUGCCAAGCCAGGCCGAAAGGAGUGGAUCCAAGAAAUGUGGGUUGAAGGUAAGACUGUAUAUUUCAAGCUUGAUACGGGCUCAGAGGUAAAUAUCAUAUCACAGAGUAUUGUGAAGCAGCUGGCUCGCCCAACCCAGUUGAAAUGGUCACACAUAACACUCGAAGGGUUCGGCGGCAAAAAAGUGAAACCAGUGGGUGUCAUUAAGCUAAUGUGUGGAGUAAAUACAGCAGAUGGUGCUCAGGAGUGCCUGGAGUUUGUUGUUGUUGAAGAUGGUAGCUGCAGAAUGCCCAUUCUUGGACUGCCAGGAUGCGUGUGUUUGAAGUUAGUUUCUCGCAGUUUUGUCCACACCUUACACAGUAGCGUUUUAUCGGAAGAUAAGUUCCUCUCAGAAUUUGCAGAUGUAUUUCAGGGAGUCGGGUGUAUUCCGAACAAGUGCACAUUGGUAGUAGAUAAAUCUGUUCAGCCAGUUGCUAAACCACCUCGAAGAGUGCCCUUUGCCUUAAGAGAUAGAUUAAAAAUCAAGUUGGACGAGCUUGUUAAGCUAGGAAUUAUUGCCAAGGUUGAUCAGCCAACUGGAUGGGUUAGCAACCUAACUGUUGUUGAAAAGGGCGACAAAAGUCUCAGACUCUGUCUAGAUCCAGUAGACCUGAAUAAGGCAAUUUGCAGGGAGUAUCACAUGAUACCAACAUUAGAGGAGUUGAGCUGCCAGCUGAACAAUAAGUCCAUUUUCACAGUGUUGGACCUGAAAGAUGGGUUUUACCAGGUGGAACUAGAUGAGGAAUCAAGUAUGUACUGCACUUUCAGCACACCAUUUGGAUGUUAUAAAUUUCUCAGGCUCCCAUUUGGGUUAUCGAGUGCACCUGAAAUUUUUCAACGAAUAAACAUGCAAAACUUUGGUGAUAUUCCAGUGGUACUAGUAUACUUUGAUGACCUCUUGAUUGCUGCUGCAAAUGAAGUUGAGCACGAUCAAAUAUUGUUACAGGUAGCACAGAGAGCGAGAGCGCUAAAUGUGAAGUUCAAUGUACGCAAGAUUCAGUUCAAAAAGAAGGAGGCAAGGUAUUUUGGGCAUGUGUUCUCCUCAAAUGGUAUGCAGCCAGAUCCCGACCAGGUGCGAGCUAUUCUAGCACUACAAACACCCACCAACAAAGUUGAGCUGCAAAGAGUGUUGGGUUUCAUCAGCUACUUAAGGAAGUUUUUACCUAACUUAGCUAGCAUCAUAGCUCCACUGAGGGAACUCCUGAAGAACGAUACUGAGUGGCAGUGGUUACCAGUGCACACUGAUGUGUUGCAGCAAGUCAAGGAGUUGAUCAGCAAGGCACCAGUACUCGGCUUGUAUGACCCCAACAAAAAACUGUCCAUUCAGUGUGAUGCCUCAAAAGAUGGACUGGGAUGUUGUUUAAUGUGUGAUGAUCAGCCGAUCAGCUAUGCUUCCCGAAGUUUGUCCUCAGCAGAAAAGAAUUAUGCACAAGUCGAGAAGGAAAUGCUCAGUAUUGUGUUUGCAGCGAGAAAGUUUCAUCACUACAUAUAUGGAAGGCAUGUCAUAGUACACACAGACCACAAACCAUUAGUUCCAGUGUUUAAGAAAAGUAUAGCAGAUGUGUAUUCUGUUAGACUUCAACGGAUGAAAAUCAGGCUGCUACGGUACACGCUGUCGGUAGAGUAUCUUCCAGGCAAACUCAUGCAUGUAGCAGACUUACUGUCAAGGGCGUAUUUGCCAGAAGUGGAACAUGCAGAUGAAGAUUUGUCUGCAGAAAUGGUUCACCUUGUGAGUGUGAGUGAUACAAGUCAGGUGUCGACUACUAGAAAGGAUGAGUUCAGGCGGGAAACUGCUAAGGAUACAGCACUGUGUGAGGUUAUGAGGUACUGUCAAAAUGGGUGGCCAGAACACAAACAUCAAGUCAGCCAGCAAGCUCAAAUGUACUUUGUCCAAAGGAAUUGCUUGCAUCUCGACAAGGGUCUAGUGUUCUUAAAUGAUCGCAUUGUAGUGCCAGUGGCAUUGAGGCAGCAGAUGCUACUCUUACUCCAUGAGGGCCACUUAGGCAUAGAAAGAACCAAAGCACGAGCCAGGCAAGUACUGUAUUGGCCAAAAAUGGCAGAAGACAUUGAGAUAUUGGUAAAUAGGUGUUUCACAUGCCAAAAAUUCAGAAGCCAGAAUAAAGCAGAACCACUCAUAUCUCACAACAUUCCAGAAUUACCGUUUGAGAAACUUGGUAUUGAUCUUUGUGACUAUGGGGGCAACAGCUAUAUGGUUGUCAUUGACUACUAUUCCAAGUGGAUUGAAAUAGUACCAGUAGCAAAUAAACAAGCCAAUGAAGUCAUAAGAGGACUGAAAUCUGUGUUUGCUACUCAUGGUGUGCCAAAGCUCAUUAUUUCAGACAAUAUGCCAUUUAACUCCUAUAAAUACAGGCAGUUCGCAAUGAGUUGGGACUUCGAAGUAGUGACAGCAAGUCCUCACUACCCAAAGUCGAAUGGGCUUGCAGAACGAGCAGUGCAGAUUGCUAAGAACAUGUUGAGGAGGUGUUCGGAUUCGUCUAGUGAUCUACCUGUCAUGUUACUAGAGUACAGAAACACUCCUCUGACUGCUGUAGGCCUGUCACCAGCACAGUUGCUAAUGAGUCGCCGGGUAAGGACGAAACUACCAAUGAGGCAGCAGUUACUACAACCGGAAGUGCAGGGAAAGGUAGCAGAAGAACUACGUAACAGGCAAGCGAAGAUCAAACAGUGGUAUGAUCAACGGGCAAGAAAGGCAACCGAGUUCGAGCACCAAGAUAGGGUCUUGUUAAAUAGAAACAAUCAGUGGGAACCAGCAGAAAUUGUACACAAGUCUUCGACUCCGAGAUCAUACGUUGUCCGUGAUCAGGAUGGCCAGCACGUGCGGAGGAACUCCCAUCACUUGAGACCAUCCAGCCUUGCUCCUGAGUUGCAUAGGAGAAGGUCCAGCCUGGACUCUGAUGAUGAGUUCCGGGGGUUCCCAGCAGAAGACGAGGCAGGAGGAGAGUCGCAGGGAGCAGGGUCAAGAGUGCGGCAGGGAGAGUGCCCACCAGCACUGAUGAGUGGUAAGGAAAAGGUCAAUGUGUCGAGAUGUACAAAAAGUGGACGUGAGGUGAAAGUGCCAGCAAGAUACAAAGACUAG
Messenger RNA from Bacillus rossius redtenbacheri, 4044 nucleotides. RefSeq lists its product as uncharacterized. Gene Ontology annotation, biological process: DNA integration. The coding region runs from base 1 to 4044 and encodes 1347 amino acids. Lineage: Eukaryota; Metazoa; Arthropoda; Insecta; Phasmatodea; Bacillidae. The record is from RefSeq and is a predicted model, not a curated record. The transcript has a single exon. Gene Ontology annotation, molecular function: zinc ion binding; nucleic acid binding.